AUGGUCUGGAACUCCCCAGAGUUUAUUCAGAAGGCAGCCUGUCAGAGCCUGGGGAUGAUGGUCGAGAACGUGACUCCUGCACGAGCAAUGACUGUUCUCAUGGACAGGGGAGUCAAGAGCCGCUACGUGCAGGUGCGGAAGUGUGCGGCCGAACUGCUCCUGUCCUUGAUGGAGAAAAUGGGAGUCACGAAGCUUGCAGGCACACCCAAGGCUGAGAGGCUGGCAGAGGUGGCAGGGACGCUUGCUCAGGACUGUCACAAGGACACAAGGCAUUAUGGACAGGAGAUGGUGAAGAUGUUACUAACCCAUCAAAAAUUUAAAAAGCUUCUGGAACAAGCUCUUUCCACACAUGACCUGGAAGAUAUCCUGAGAAGAAUUAAGAAGAAAGGGAUGGAAAGCCAGAAGGGUGAACGCCCACCUGUCAAGGAGGCGGUGGAGGAGAGGAACGAUGGCCCGAAGGAGCCCCAGGCCACAUUGCCUUCAAGCAAACGGGUGAAGUCUGCCACUGCUGGACGCCUCCUACGCCGCCCAAAAGCCCAGGUCACAUCACCUGCAGCUGUGAAAGGAAGGGAGGAGCUCCAGAAGCUUUACCAUCUCCUGGAAGCCAAGGGGUUUCAGACACGGAUGGAAGGAGUGGCACUCCUCCUAGACCUGUGUAAAAGCAGCCCCCGGCUGAUCUCCACCAACAUUGUCCAAAUUUUUGAUCAUUUUGUCCUGAGAAUAUUUGACACUCAUAAGAAAGUGAAACAGAAGGCUCUGGACGUGCUGGCAGAAAUCAUAGGACUCCUGGCAGAUGCCCUGAACCCGGUGAUGAUCCGUUUGGUUGAAGGGAUAACAAAGAACCUAAACUCCAAGGAUCCCGGGGUUCAUGCCGCAGCUGUGAAGGCACUGGACCAAUCUGUGGUUCAUCUAGAUGAAGUAUCACUGAUGAAAGAGCUCAGCCACCAAUGGAGCCAACUGAGUGGCCAAGCUCUGCUGGAUGUCACGGAGCGGAUCACAGUGCUUGUGGAAUGGGUUUAUGCCAGGAGCCCUGAAGUGGUCCAGCGCUACGCCCUGCCCGUGCUCUGGUCCUGCCUGGAGAACAAGGCGCUGCCUGUCCGAAGCGCCAACGUCUGCGCUGUGGUCACCAAACUUGCCUGCGCCCUCUGCGAGGCGAUGGGCGCCCAGAUAAUUACUUGUGCUGCCAGCAAGCCUCCACACGUGCAGGACAACCUCUCCAGCCUUUUGGGCUGGUGAAAGCAUCGUGUUCUCCAGAAAGCGGACCAAGUUCUGAGUUGGACACCUCUGGACGUGACAUUUUA
Motacilla alba alba is the source of this 1301-nucleotide messenger RNA. RefSeq names its product TOG array regulator of axonemal microtubules protein 2-like. The record is from RefSeq and is a predicted model, not a curated record. Gene Ontology annotation, cellular component: cytoplasmic microtubule; cilium. Gene Ontology annotation, biological process: microtubule cytoskeleton organization. Bases 1 to 1236 code for a protein of 411 amino acids. NCBI's taxonomy places the organism in Eukaryota, Metazoa, Chordata, Aves, Passeriformes, Motacillidae. The transcript has 8 exons. Gene Ontology annotation, molecular function: microtubule binding.